Molecule: messenger RNA, 3368 nt
Organism: Aegilops tauschii subsp. strangulata
Lineage: Eukaryota; Viridiplantae; Streptophyta; Magnoliopsida; Poales; Poaceae
Product: LEAF RUST 10 DISEASE-RESISTANCE proteinUS RECEPTOR-LIKE PROTEIN KINASE-like 2.1
Biological process (GO): protein phosphorylation
Molecular function (GO): protein kinase activity; ATP binding; polysaccharide binding
Source: RefSeq, a predicted model, not a curated record
GUAUGCCUAGCCGAAAGAAGGUGGCCAGUCCUUCGCCCUGCGGGCAUUCCCGAGUGCCCCUCCGGGCAGACCCGAGAGGCUGACUCGGCACGUUCAAGAUCCUCGUAGCCAGCCUUUGCCUGGCCGGCAUUCCUGGGUGUCAUAUUCUCGUCACACAUGGACAUGAUGGCAGCAAUCUCGAAGGCCUCGUCGGGGCAAGGACCAAGCGAUGCGCCACAAGGGAGGUCUCGGAGCGGGAGACAACGGCGGGGAAGGUAGCCAUUGCGGUCGCGGAUAAGGCAGAGCAUGCUGCGGCGUCGCGCUCGAGAGCGGCUCUUGAUCUACAGUGCCCAGGGAGAGACGAGGCAGGCAUGCGCCCAGUCCUAAAGUGACCGUUUUGACUUUUUUUUCUUCGACUAUUCAAUGCCACGUAUAGAAUGCCACCGGUGGAAACCGCUAAACAUGGGCUAAGGGGGUGAUUUAUCUGGUAUUUGAUAGUACAGGGGGCUAAGAUCCUAGCUUUAGAGUUGGGGGCUGAUUGAAACGUGAAAGUUUAGGGGGCUACAUAGAAUUGUUUCGAUCAUUGCUGUACUGAUAGCAAUAUCUGCCAGCAGAGGAAUUUCUUUCGGCUAGAAGCACUUCUGCCGUGUGUCAAGGGGUACUGCUUGAAAACUCUAGUGUAUGGUCAUUGUCACCUCUGGAAAAUAUGAACCCUUACUGUUAAUAGAGAAUAUACGAGUGGACCAGAAGCGUCUAAGUCUUCUGUUCCAACUCCAGCUACGUUUUGGUCAGAGUCAUGCUAUACCAAACUACCAAUAACUAUGUUUUUCUCUCGAGGAAUAUUUCACCAUCUCUGGGGUAAAUGAACUAUAAAGUAGAUAGGGCAGGGAGAGAAAAAAAAAAUCUUCAUUUCCAUACGGCGGAUAGUAUCGCUCACCGCCUCAGGAAAAACAAGUAGUAUCCUGUAAUCUUCCCUAGAAGCAGGAGAUCGUUCUGCAAAGCUACCAUGGCGAACCCUGGUGGACAUUGUUGCUCCAUUGCUUUGCAAGCAUUUACUAUCUUAUCUGUGCUUGCAGCUGUAGUUGCAGAUGUCCAAGGAGGAGAUGGAUGCCCACGUUUCUCCUGCGGACAUCUCAAGAACUUAUCGGAUCCAUUCCGCCAGCAUGGUGAUCCACGUGAGUGCGGUUCUCCAUACUUUGAGCUGGUGUGCAGCAACAGCCAGGCCACAAUUCGAAUUGGGAGUGCAACGUACUAUGUGGUUGGCAUCAACUAUGCUGACUGGUCUGGCAUCAACCAUAGUGUCCCGUCGUCCUUAUGGCUCACGGACACUAGCUUCAAUACAAACAGCAGCUGCCCUCUUCCUGCUAGCUACUCUUACCCGGACGGAAUAGAUGAUAGAUCAGAUGACCAUUACUAUUUGAGAGCUGAAGGUCGUUGGGCAUGCUUUGCUAAUUGUUCGCGAGCAGUAGUGAAUAACAGUCGAUACAAGCCCGCUCCUUGCCUGAGUGCGAAAAAUUCAUUUGUUUAUGUCUGGGCUGACCGUAAUUAUUGUGAUAUUCAAUCUCUUGAGCGUUCCUGUGGAUACUUGGCCGCGUCACCCUUUGAUGGUUCAUCAAUCCCAGACAAACAGUUACCAAAUGCAAGUUACGCAGAUAUCAUGCACUUCAUAAGCAAGGGAUUUCAUGUUGCUGUUGGUCGUGGUAGUUGGGUUGAGAGCCUUUCUACAGUCAUCAAAGGUUGCCUGAACAAUUCAACAAGUGACUUCAGGAAGCAAGCAUCUCCUGCAAAUAGAAUGAAUCAGAUUCGUGCUUUUUUCUGGAGUGUGAUACCGUUCUUAAAAUGCUUAGAAGGUUCUCUUUCAAUAGGAGUUUAUGUAAGAUACCCGCGUCUCAUGUAUGAAAGAUACCCGCGUCUCAUGUAUGUGGUUGUGGGUAUUAGCACCAUAAUAUCUGCUCUUGAUAUCGCCAAAUUCCUUUUUGUACUAUGCAGGUUCGUGCUGGCACCCUUGGCAGUAUUGAUCUUCCUUGCAUACAAGUUCUGGAAAACAAGGAUCACAAUUGAUGCCGUUGAGAAGUUCCUCCGGAUGCAACAAAUGAUCGGCCCGAUGAGGUACACCUACACAGACAUCAUUGCAGUCACCAGCCAUUUCAAAGACAAGCUGGGCCAAGGUGGCUAUGGAUCUGUAUACAAGGGUGUGCUACUCCCUGGCGAUUUCCAUAUCGCUGUCAAAAUGCUAGAGAGUAACUCCAACUGCCAUGGAGAAGAUUUCAUGAGUGAAGUUUCAACCAUUGGCAGGAUCCACCAUGUCAAUGUGGUGCGUCUGGUCGGGUUCUGCUCAGAGGAGAUGAGGAGGGCCCUUGUCUAUGAGUACAUGCCUCAAGGUUCUCUGGAUAAGUACAUCUUCUCAGCUGAGAAGAGUUUCUCCUGGGACAAGCUCAUCGAGAUUGCUUUGGGCAUUGCCCGAGGGAUCAACUACCUGCAUCAGGGGUGUGAGAUGCAGAUUCUACACUUUGACAUCAAGCCUCACAACAUCCUUCUUGAUAGCAAUUUUGUCCCAAAAGUAGCUGAUUUUGGUCUCGCCAAGCUGUACCCAAGGGAUAAGAGUUUUGUGCCAUCGAGAGCCCUACGGGGAACUGUUGGGUACAUAGCUCCUGAGAUGAUAUCACGGAGCUUUGGUGUCAUAUCGAGCAAGUCUGACGUUUACAGCUUCGGAAUGCUGCUGCUGGAGAUGGCUGGAGGAAGAAGGAACGCCGAUCCAAAUGCACCAAACUCAAGCCAAGCGUACUACCCAUCAUGGGUGUAUGACAGACUAACUGAACAAGAAGUGUGUGAGAUAUCUCCCGUUGCUGACAUGCACGAGUUGGAGAGGAAGCUGUGCAUCGUUGGACUAUGGUGCAUCCAGAUGAAGUCGCAUGACAGGCCGGCAAUGAGCGAGGUCAUAGAGAUGCUGGAAGGUGGCUUCGAUGGCCUGCAAAUGCCUUCCAGGCCAUUCUUCUGCGACGAUGAACACACCGCCGUCCCAGAUUCUUACCCUUUGUUAUCCGAGCUGACUGAGAUCUCAGAGGAGGAUGAGAUCUCGGAUUCUUAUGUUUCCCGAAUCCUGUGAACUUUUAUGUGGAAACGUGUAAUAAAAGCUAGAUGUUACAUGUAGAACUCCAGCUGCUUAAUUAGUAGAAUGUAAUCAUCGUUCUGGAAGACACAUAAUAUUUAAAUAUAUGAAUAUCAGCUUGUGAAAGCUAAAGUGUUAUUCACGCUUGCUGUUAAAACAUUAUUAGCAUGAAUACAUGGUUGAAAGAUUGUAUUAUAUAUGGCGAUUCAGGUGGAGACAAAACAAAACAUGAUGUAAGAAAUGCAGAGAACUCCAUUUUCUACAGUUGCUGCUGAUGUUC